AUGAAAUUCAGAAAUGAUUUUUGCUACAUACUCGGCGAGAUUGUAGAUAAUUGUUCUAUCGAUGAAAAUGAAUAUUCCCUCGAUAUUGUUACGGACAUAGUCAUGUUAUGCGUUUGGCCGGAAAUCAUACACAUUUCACAUUGGUUAGAAGAUGUCGAAUUUUACCCAGUCCGUGAAAAUUUUAUAUUCAAAAGUAUCAUGUUAGAUAUUAUAAAUAAAAUGUUUAUAAAUUUAUCUUCAAAAAUCAAGUUUCAACAACUCAACACGUUUUUGAUAAAACAAUUUAUAACGCUCGUGGAUUUUAAGUAUUCGAAAAAUAUUUAUGGCGAUAAUUUGCAUACCAUUUUAAAUCGGUCGUUGUUAAAUUUACCAUAUUUAUUAUUGAACUCUGUCGAUAGUUUGAUAAAAACUAAAUGCUGCAAUGAAUUAUUAGCUUUGAUUAAGUCAUUGAAGUAUCAAAACAAUUUUUCCUGCACGAUGGUCAAUGCUAUAAUUUGCAUAGGAAUCGUUUCAAAUGACGAUUACGAUAUCCUUAGGAAGUUUAAGGCUCUCAAAGCUGACUUAUUGAUCAAUUCUGUAAUAUUGGAUACGUUGAAAACCCAAAGUUUUAAUUUUCAAGACGUUUGCCAGUACGGAUUAAAUACAUUGAACGUGUUUUUCCGAGAGAAUCAGCAAAAUCCCGAAGCUCAACCGAUGGUUUUUAAUAUGGUAUCGAGUAUGCUCAAAAUGUACUUUGACGAAAAUUCUGUCAGAAACAUUAAUCAAAAUAUUUUGUUGGAUUUGUUGCAUUUUAUUAAAAACGCUAUAAUUUGUUACAAUGACCAAGUUGAACUGUUUAUCAAAGCUAGAGGAAUAGAACACAUAUUGAACGCCUUAACCAUUUCAAAAUAUCCCAUGCAGCUAGUAAUGCUGUCGACACUCGUGGAUUUAGUCGUAUUCAAAUCAGCCAAAUGUCGUAUUAAGAAGUGGAAAUCCACCAAGACAGGAAAAGGUUAUUUGGAAUUGGUGUGCGAGAUUUGGAGACGAGAAUUAGUCCGGUUUAACUUCAUAGAUGACGAAUUUAUAUUCGAGGAGCAACGGGACGCGACCACAGCGACAAACAUAGCCAGCCUUUGCAGUCCGACGGUGGAGUCCAUGUUCCUGUGUGCCCAGCCGAAGAUUUAUUUGCUUGUGCAGCUAGUCGAGUUCGCCGGGUUGGCAAAUGCUCGGCUGCACGAAAGGUCCUGGGACGAGCCCGACAACGAUAUCGAGGAAAGCACGAUUCGGGCUUGCGGUCUGGUGUCCGGUCUCCAGGAUAAAGCCACCGUGGCGCACAUUUAUCACUAUUAUUCGUUGAAAGUCGGAGAGGUCUGGAAUGAAAACUAUAUCGUCGCGACCACCGGUAACGCCGACGGCGUGGAGUUGUCACCCGCCAUAUCGCAGUCAGCCGAUGCCAUGGCCGUCCGGCACGCGUACUUAAUCGCGUUGAUCACAAUGAUCAAAAGCCGUGUCACUGAACUGCACGUGGGCAAGUCGGAAAUCGAACUAGAAAAAAAACUGUACGAAGAAAUAAGACAUUAUAAUAAUUUUAAAGCUCACUAUAAUGACGCGUGUGUGACACGAAAUGCACUCACAUAA
Rhopalosiphum maidis (corn leaf aphid) is the source of this 1617-nucleotide messenger RNA. RefSeq lists its product as uncharacterized. The record is from RefSeq and is a predicted model, not a curated record. Bases 1 to 1617 code for a protein of 538 amino acids. The transcript has 9 exons. Lineage: Eukaryota; Metazoa; Arthropoda; Insecta; Hemiptera; Aphididae.